GUGCCGAGAGCCGGCAAAGACUCCUUAAAACUCGUUCGUGCACUGGCAGUACUUAACACCGCAUACAACACCCAAGUGUUCGUUUAUAGGCCCUGUCAGCCUGCUGUCUCUCUGGCUGCUUUGUUUGACGGCCCCUUUGACCCAAUGCAAUUUUGGCCCGCUGUUCGAAGUCUUCGCUGUUCGGGGCCAGCAAAGCGGUGACAGCAACAGCAUCCAGAGACGGGAGAGGCACCGUUGUUCAACGCCAUAUUUGGCUAUGGUGGACACUAUCGGCAGGCAUUGACGUCGAUGUGCUCUCCUUGCAGGGUUUUGCACAACGGAGAUGAUGAAUAUCAAAGGACAACUGGGACCUACCAAUCGUCGCCGAAAAAGGACAGAUCCGCUGGUCCCAACGCAGUAGUAGGCCAUAGAGAUUUAUGCUUGGGCCUUGCUCAUAGUGAACGCUACUAUACCCUGUUAUCUUUCGGUAGCAAGGUGGACGGUCCUUUCGGCGGCCUGUGACAUCGGGCCUCUGCCAACCCGCCCAGCUCCCGUUCUGUCGAUCCAGAGACCGACUGUCUCGAGUGAAACCUCGGCCUGAAGGAACUGGUAUACACUGUGAUACGCAGUUGUCCACUCCAGAUGGGGUAUCCAAGGGAAAAAAGAAGGGAACAUGUCCACGUGUGUGAAAAUCCUGAAUGCUCCAUCCAUCAUGCUGGCCAAAGGAACAGAGUUUGUACGGAGCAAAGGGUCCGGUCCCAUAUUAUCAUUUGUCCAAGAUGCUCGAAUCCGGUGUUUCGCUGAAAGCAUGUGCCCCAGAGCGUUCAUUCGAGGCUGUUGUAGCCGAGCGCUGCAUCUCGAAGCCCGUAGGUCCCCGGGGCUGGCAAUAUUGACGCAGCUCGCGCAUUACCUAAUCGUCGAGCCGAUGCUGUUUAACGACCGGAGGCAUAACACCACAAGCGACACGAGUCUGAAUCUCCGGUGAGAUAAGACUUGUCGUCUCCCGUGCACGGGUCCAUCCAUACGGGCUCGUUUGCGCUCUUGCCCUUUACGAGUCCUUGCGCCAUUAUCGGCGGUGAUCACGAGGCAUUCGUAUCUUGGGUGUCGAGCCCAGCAUCAACGCCGCUCUUCUAGCAGCUACUGCGCCAUAUACGGUAUUUUAUUGCCAAUAUCACGGGACUGAGUAGAGGUGUUUUCUAAUGAGGCACUGCGAGCAAUGACUUCUAUAUUAGGACAAGGGGGUGAAUAUCCAAAGGUAGGUAAAGAAUAUUUGUAUCCUUCAAAGGUCGGACUUGGUUCCAAACCAUACCAUACCAUUUGCGCAAAGCCAAAACAACAGAACAAUAUACCAAUACCUAUCACCCCCCUAUACAUGAGGUUCAAGACGAGAGAACUCGAGCUGUCCAAGGCCCUCGACGAGGUAUUCCUGCGACUCUCGCUCAUCAGUCUCCGGGUGUUUGAGCUGAUCAGCUCCAUCCCGAUCAUCGGUUUCGUGGCGGCGAUAAUCAGCGGCCUGUCCAAUGCCGACGUCGACGUGCCAUCCAAGGCCUCGGCCGCCCUUGCCAUCGCCUGCGUCAGCACGGUCUACACUGGCGUGACCGUCUUGCCCGUUUUCUUCGGAGGACCCCUGUUUUUCACCACAAUGGCGGUGCUUGAUGCUGGCUUGGUGGGUGCCUGGAGCAGUUUGAUUGGAGUCUGGGACAACGAUGGCACCGGCACUUGCACCUCUUUUGAGAACAAGUACUUUGGUGGAUUACCUCGGCGGUCCUAUUUCUCGACCGACUGCAGGCUAGUCAAGGCCAUGUUCGCCUUCAUGAUCAUCAAUUUAGCCGCGUUUGCUUCGUCUACUGUGGUGGCUUUCUGUCUUCGCCUCAUCGAGCUGGACCAUACAAUGAGCUGGAGGAACCUUCCCUUAAUGAACAAGCCUGAAACCAGCCAACAGCACCACUGUGCGUGCUGUACCCACGACAAGGAUCACCCAUCACCGAUGUCGAGUGUCAGUGGACAAGCUCUGACCUCGGCCGUGUAGCACAAGCCUUACCAAAACCGACCCCUACCUAAUCAAACAAGGGUCAUGUCCGAAAACCUUCUGUUGUACAACCAUGUAUUUGUACCGUAAAGAGGAGGAAGUGGGGAGCAAUUGGAUGCCAUGCUGGCCAUGGCACAGGAGCUGAUGAAGCCAGCAUCUACUUUCAACGGGAGGCGUCUAUACGUGAGGAACUGAGCUUGGUUGAGUCAUCCAGCUUUAUACAGCUGGCGUACAGAAAGAAAAGAGUUGGCUCAUGAUAAUCAUAAUUUAUAAUACGUGAUGAGAUGUGACGACGAUAAUGACGGAUGAUGGUGGCCAUAUUAACAUCACCGGGUGCAUCUCAAGGGCUUGUCCACUGGAGAAGGUCACUUCAUUUGCUCGGCUCUUGUAAGGCCAAUGAGCAGGAAGUUUUGGUCUGAGGUUCUAUCAUUGUACAGUACAUGCGCUUGAAUAGGCUGGUACUCAGCAUGGCCGUUUACGAAAAGCCGAAGACUUGGUGUGAAGCAUAAGCUUUUAAUUGUUCUCGAAUUCAGCAAGCCAUACUUUGUUCCUAUACAUUGUCAUCUGGUCUUUGCAACAGUGACGGCUCGUUGCCGAAAGGUGUCCAAGAAAGUAUAUGCUGAGCUACACGGGGCCUCAAUUCCUCCAGAUAGGAUAGGCACACCUAUCACGAUCUACUAUGGAUAUAACCUCAAGCAUAUACUUGGCUGUUGCUUUCAUCGUUCUUCUCUUCUAUCUGCGACUCAUUCUCUUCAGCAGGAAUAUAGCCAACCAGGAGUCAUCGACUUCAGUCUUGCGCUGCGUCGACCGACCCCGAGCGAAUCAAGACCAACAUCAACUUGCUACCCAUGUCCAACGAACAAACCAGCCAGCAUCUGCAGCCUUAUGCAUGAAGUACUCAUCAUGUUUCUUCUGUGUAAGCAGUCCCGUCUUCAUAUUGAUGCUUACAGCAAGGCAAUACUCCUUCGACCACACCAUGGAGCUCGAACCAAGACUCGACACAGCACAAACCAAACAGAACUUGAACUCGAAGGCGCAGUACAGUAAUUCCUUACCUCAGCCUUGGAUACUCACAUGACUUGUUGAAAUCUGAGAUUCGCAUUGCAUUAUUGAAGGCUGAACCGACACCAAAACCCCGCGUACUGACAUUGAAUAGGUAGUAUACGAAAUACGACGGUCAGGUGCUGUGUUGCAGGCCGAGCCUGGAAUGGGUAUACCCGCCUACCCUCUGCAACGAGGUUCUCAUAAGCUCUCGGAGAUGGAAACAGCAAUUGGCAAAUGAUAGAAACCCA
Molecule: messenger RNA, 3300 nt
Organism: Exophiala dermatitidis NIH/UT8656
Lineage: Eukaryota; Fungi; Ascomycota; Eurotiomycetes; Chaetothyriales; Herpotrichiellaceae
Exons: 2
Coding region: 1196-2008 (270 amino acids)
Source: RefSeq, a predicted model, not a curated record